UCGUUUUUUAAAUUUUAAUUUAGCUUUCAAAUAUUAUCAUGGUAUCAAGUCUUGUUUCACAUUUUUAUGGGAAAUAUGGCCAAUUUGAUAUCAGCAUUAUCCUCUAUUUUAAAAGAAAGUUUAUCAAUUGGUUCCGCAAAUUAACGCAAUCAAUAUAUUAUGUUAAUGAAAUGUAUAACAAUCAAUUUCAUCAAUAUAUUUCAACAAACACGACCUCCUGACAACAAAUCUAAAUAUGACAACAAUCUAAAAUCCACAAAAAAUGGUUUUGGAAGUUUUAUUUGUGACAACAGCACUAAAAACAAUUGGUUUAGUGGGUUCAUCACUAUGGUUAAUUCCUCUAUUAUUGGCUGGCCUAACAUAUUAUAAAUACGAUACUUUAGAUCCCGAAUCAAAACCGAUAAAUCGACAGCAACUAUAUCCAGAAUAUGAUUUUGUAGUUGUGGGUGGAGGUUCCGCUGGAGCGGUUGUAGCAAAUCGUCUAACAGAGAUUCCACAAUGGCAAGUAUUAUUACUGGAAGCGGGUCCCGAUGAAAAUGAAAUUAGUGAUGUUCCAUCUUUAUCGGCGUAUUUACAACUUAGUAAAUUAGAUUGGCAAUACAAGACAGAACCCACAGGACGUGCUUGUUUAGGAAUGAAACAUGGACGUUGUAACUGGCCAAGGGGGAAAGUUUUGGGUGGAUCAAGUGUUUUAAAUUACAUGAUUUACGUUCGAGGGAACAGACAUGAUUAUGAUCAUUGGGAAAGUCUAGGUAAUCCUGGAUGGGGCUACGAAGAUGUGCUUCGAUAUUUUAUAAAAAGUGAAGAUAAUCGAAAUCCGUAUCUAAGUCGUACAAAAUACCAUGGUCGUGGAGGAUAUUUAACGGUACAAGAAUCACCAUGGCGUACUCCUCUGGUUGUUGCUUUUGUUCAAGCAGGCACAGAAAUUGGAUAUCAAAAUCGUGAUAUUAAUGGAGCCGAACAAACUGGAUUUAUGAUAGCGCAGGGAACAAUUCGACGAGGAAGUCGAUGUAGUACGGCGAAAGCAUUUAUACGUCCGGUACGGCUGAGGAAAAAUUUGCAUGUGGCAUUAAAUUCACAUGUGAUUAAACUGUUGGUAAAUCCUUUUACGAUGCGAGCGUAUGGCGUAGAAUUUGUACGAAAUGGAAAACGGCAAAUUGUUAUGGCCAGGAAAGAGGUGAUUUUAUCAGCGGGUGCGUUAAAUACACCACAGAUUUUAAUGUUAUCUGGUAUUGGACCGAAGGAACAUUUACAAAAAUUAGGAAUACCAGUGAUUCAAAAUCUUCGUGUAGGUGAUAAUUUACAAGAUCACGUCGGCGCAGGAGGAAUCACAUUUUUAAUCAACAAACCAGUAUCCAUUGUACAAACUCGUUACCAGUCAACACCCGUAACUAUGGAAUACAUUUUAAAUCAGCGAGGUCCAAUGACCACUUUGGGUGGAGUUGAAGGAAUCGCCUUUGUAAAUACAAUAUACUCAAAUAUCUCAGGAACAUGGCCAGAUAUACAAUUUCAUAUGGCACCGGCGAGCAUUAAUUCCGAUGCUGGAGUACGUGUGCGUAAAAUUUUAGGGAUAACAGAUGAGUUAUAUCAUAAAGUUUACAAACCAAUAGCGAACAAGGAUUCAUGGACAAUUAUGCCAUUAUUAUUACGACCUAGAUCACGGGGAACUGUACGCUUGCGCAGUACAAAUCCAUUUCAUUACCCCUUAUUCGACGCGAAUUACUUCGAUGAUCCUCACGAUGUAAAAACAUUGGUCGAAGGCAUAAAAAUUGCACUACAAGUCAGUAACGCCAAAGUAUUUCGACAAUUUGGAAGUCGAUUACAUAAUAUUCCAUUACCAAAUUGUGGUCAUUUACAAUUUGGUUCCGAUGAAUAUUGGGAAUGUCAUGUACGGACAAUUUCAAUGACUAUUUAUCAUCCGGUGGGAACAUGUAAAAUGGGUCCAAGUUGGGAUGAUGAAGCGGUUGUUGAUCCACGAUUACGGGUGUAUGGAAUUGAAGGAUUGCGGGUCAUAGACGCAAGUAUUAUGCCGACAAUAUCGAGUGGGAAUACAAAUGCUCCGACGAUUAUGAUCGGAGAAAAAGGUGCUGAUAUGAUUAAAGAAGAUUGGUUACGAAAAUUAAAACGACGGACUAGUUAAGGUUUUGUUUUAGUGUGUGAAAUAAAUUCAG
Molecule: messenger RNA, 2171 nt
Organism: Chrysoperla carnea
Lineage: Eukaryota; Metazoa; Arthropoda; Insecta; Neuroptera; Chrysopidae
Product: glucose dehydrogenase [FAD, quinone]-like
Exons: 3
Coding region: 263-2140 (625 amino acids)
Molecular function (GO): oxidoreductase activity, acting on CH-OH group of donors; flavin adenine dinucleotide binding
Source: RefSeq, a predicted model, not a curated record